GGAGGAGGAGGCUAAGCCAGAGACAGAGAGGGGGGAGCGAAAGGGGGAGAUUUUGCUGUGGUCUCUGGGCUGAUUGGAAGAGGCAAUCAGCGAUCCGCGGCCGCAGGAUUAGCAGCUAAACUUUGACUGCGCCCUUUGGUGCGGGCGGAGGUGUGCAGAUGGACGAGGAGAGGAGCCGCUCCAGGCGGGGGAGCUUUGCGAUUUCCCUUUGGCAGGUGCAGUUCAGGGAGGAAUUCAUGGAGCGUUUUGUCCGCUCCGGGAAGUGAUUAGGGGUGGGGAAACGAUUCCUCUCCUCUUCCUCUGCCAGUUUUGACACCAUUCUUUCCUCACCACCGCCACCCUCGCACCCUUCCCCUCCCCUUCCCCCGCGGUGAAUGAAUGGAAGAGUCUCCGGGGUUUUCCUCUGCCUCUUGCCCUGAGCCGGAGAAGUGAGGGGACAUCUCUCUGUCCUCAGCCAUCUCUCUCUGUCUCGCUCCAUCAUCCAUUCCCGAGAGGAUUCCAGGCGGUGCAAUGUGCUUGCAGCCUCUUGCCGCCGCUGCCACUUGACUCUUCUGCUGCACGCAGGGAGAGGGUUCUGCAGAAAUGGAUUUGUUCGAUUCUAAAGGAUUCCUGCUCUCGUAAGGAUCGCAUUGCACACACAGAUAUGACUGAAGCCCCUGUCUGGUAAAUCUGCCUUUCCCCCCACCCCUUCUCUUUGGGUUCCCUCCCGCCCGCCCCCACCCCUUCAGAGGAGCAAGCACAGGGAGCUGAUGACGGACCCAUUAAUCCCUUCUUCAAUGCAUCAAAAGAAGCCCAAGGGCUGGAAGUGGCUGGGCUCGGAGUCCUGCAGGAAACGCUUCGACCUGCUUCUGGUUUUGUAUGAAACUGGUGACUAGGGGCUCGGCUCGCCCCGCCGCCGCCCGCCGGCACCUGGAUGCGCGGGUCCCCGCCGCCGCCGCUCCCGCCGCGAUGCAGCGCUUCUGCUGGUGCUGAUGGCAGCUCGGGUGUGAUGGGGUUGAGCCGGCGGUGAUUAUUGGAAGGGAGAGCGAGCGACAGGAAGGGCUGCUCCGCUCUGCUCCGCGCCUGGGCUUCGGGGUUCAUUUUUUUUCUUCUUCUUUUCCUACUUCCAUCCUCUCCCCGCCACUGGAAGUCCUCCCGUAUCUAAAUGGAAUUAGUGGAGACCGAAGCCCCUUGUGUAAGGCACAGACAUGACCCAUGGGCGCAGCUUCUUUCACAUUGUAGCAAGUCUCAUCAUCCUGCAUUUGUCUGGGGCGACCAAAAAGGGAGCAGAAAAGCAAGCUCCUGCCGAAGGACAGAGACCAGUGCAGUGUGGAACCUGGACCAAAUCUGCAGAAGGAGGCAUCUUCACAUCUCCCAAUUACCCCAACAAGUAUCCUCCUGACAGAGAGUGUGUCUACAUCAUAGAAGCUGCCCCUAGACAAUGCAUUGAACUCCACUUCGAUGAGAAAUACUCCAUAGAGCCUUCUUGGGAGUGUAAAUUUGACCACAUCGAAGUCCGGGAUGGACCUUUUGGCUUUUCCCCCAUCCUUGGGCGUUUCUGUGGACAGCAAAAUCCACCCAAGAUAAAAUCCAGUGGGAGAUUCCUGUGGAUCAAGUUCUUUGCUGAUGGAGAGCUGGAGUCUAUUGGAUUCUCUGCUCGGUACAACUUCACACCUGAUCCAGAUUUUAAGGACCUUGGUGCUUUGAAACCCUUGCCAGUGUGUGAGUUUGAGAUGGGAGGACCUGAAGGCAUUGUGGAAUCUGUGCAGAUUGUCAAGGAAGGAAAAGCUUCAGAGACGGAAGCGGUAGACUGUAAAUGGUACAUCCGAGCACCGCCCCGCUCCAAGAUCUACCUGCGGUUCCUGGACUACGAGAUGCAGAAUUCCAACGAGUGCAAAAGGAACUUUGUGGCUGUCUACGACGGGAGCAGCUCGGUGGAGGACCUGAAGGCCAAGUUCUGCAGCACGGUGGCCAACGACGUGAUGCUGCGGACGGGGCUGGGAGUCAUCCGCAUGUGGGCAGACGAAGGCAGCCGCAACAGCCACUUCCAGAUGCUCUUCACAUCCUUCCAAGAACCCCCCUGUGAAGCCAAUGCAUUCUUUUGCCACAGUAAUAUGUGCAUCAACAACACCUUGGUCUGCAAUGGGCUGCAGAACUGUGUGUACCCCUGGGAUGAAAACCACUGCAAAGAGAAGAGGAAAGCCAACCUGCUGGACCAGCUGACCAACACCAGUGGGACGAUCAUCGGGGUGACAUCCUGCAUCGUGAUCGCCCUCAUCGUGGUCUCUGUGGUGGUGCAGAUCAAGCAGCCUCGGAAGAAGUUUGUGCAGAGGCCAGCAGGCUUUGACCAAACGGUGUUCCAGGAGGUCUUUGAGCCCCCCCACUACGAGCUGUGCACGCUGAGGGGGCCAGGCCACGCCGCCGAGCUGGCUGAUGUGGCAGACGACUUCGAGAGCUACCACAAGCUGCGCAGGUCCUCGUCCAAAUGCAUUCACGACCAUCACUGUGGAUCCCAAGUGUCCAGCAUCAAGGGCAGCCGGAGCAACCUCAGCACCAGGGAUGCUUCUGUGCUGACAGAGAUCCAGCCCCAGCCUGUCAAGCCACUCAUCCAGCCUGUCAACAGGAGGAACAUCCUGGUCAUGAAGCAUAGCUACUCGCAGGAGGCUGCGGACGCCUGCGAGAUAGACGAGAUCGAGGAGGUGCCCACCACGAGCCACAGGCUGGCCAGGCACGACAAAGCUGUCCAGAGGUUCUGCCUCAUUGGGUCUCUGAGCAAGCAUGAGUCUGAGUACAACACCACGAGGGUCUAGGAGCCAAGCUGGAGCCUGCUUGGGAUCGGAGCUCUCCUGGCUGUGACUUGGGACAUGCUCCAAGGGAAUGUGGAACUGUCACCCGUGGACACCAGCUAAGAGGUUUGAUGGGGACUCUCUGACCACCUGACAACAAAGAAAUCAGGUGUUGAGUGCAAUCCCUAGAAGGCAAUAAGACUUUGGUUAUCCUGCUCCUUGGGCAUUUCUCUUCUCUUCUUUCUUUUCUUCUUCUUUUCUUUCUCUCUUCUCUGUUUUUUGGUUGCAAGUUAAAAUCCCCACUUCCAGGAAGGAUUGGUUUGCAAAAUCAGGGUCUUUUUAGCCAUUUCAGCAUCACUUGAAGAGAACUGUUGUGCUGGACCAGCCCCCCUCCCCCCCCAGCAAUAGGACUGGACUGGACACUGAAGACACUUAACCUGCAUGUGUGCUCCUGGAGGUUUGGAGUUGGCAGAGUUCCCUUUCUUAGCUGCCAUUGUACAAAGCAUGCCCCCACGGCCCCUGCUGCUUCUCUCCCAUGGCUCUGUCACAUGCUUGCUACUUGUAACUUUUUAUAUAAAGACAGAUAAAACUAUGGAUAAUAAUUUUCUUA
Messenger RNA from Pogoniulus pusillus (Red-fronted tinkerbird), 3375 nucleotides. It is a transcript of the gene NETO1, whose product is annotated as neuropilin and tolloid like 1. The record is from RefSeq and is a predicted model, not a curated record. The coding region runs from base 1188 to 2789 and encodes 533 amino acids. The transcript is spliced from 11 exons. Gene Ontology annotation, cellular component: postsynaptic density. Gene Ontology annotation, molecular function: ionotropic glutamate receptor binding. Gene Ontology annotation, biological process: positive regulation of excitatory postsynaptic potential. Lineage: Eukaryota; Metazoa; Chordata; Aves; Piciformes; Lybiidae.